UACAUUGGGCAAGACGUCUUAUCAAUUUAAGAAAAAGAGGUUAUAAUUUCGCAAUUACACAAAAUCUAGGGUUUGCCGUAAAUUUACACUAAUAAAAUAUACAAACAUAAUGUAAAAUGCAUAUAUGUAGGACUUGAGAUAUCCAACACGUUUAAACCACUAAACGAAUCUUACACUGGAAGAUAACCAACCGGGAUGUCUUCGUUUAGAUCGAUCUUAUUUAAAGAUAUUGGUGUAAAAAGGCUUUGGAAUGCAUGGACUCGUGGAUAUAGAUUCAGUUAUGUGGUGCGGCGUUGCCGACGUGAACGUACAGUGCGGGAAGUGUUACAUUGUUUUAGGCAGGCAUUUUUCAAACCAAGCAGAACUCUUUUGAUGUCUGUGACGGCGGCGUACAACAGUCGCAGUGAGGAGACAACGGACUGUAACAUUGGAAUUUCCGAUCAUGAACUGGAGGUGUUACUAAGAGAUGUGGACUCAGUUAAGGAAUUGAUAAAGUUGACUCUACAAUGCAAGACAUGUUAUAAACGUGUUGUUAUAGAUAAGAAGCAAGCCGGCGUGCAGUACUGUGAUUGUAAAGAUGGCCAUCCUGCAGAGGACUCAUCAGACGGCUGGGUCCCAUUCAUGGAGGCGGAGGAUGUCAUCAUCUGGCGCAAGGAGUACAAACCUGGACAGGGUCUUUAUGCUUAUAAAGUAUACGGUCGUUACCCCGAGGUGAGUGCGCGUGAUUUCGCGGCUGUCCAAUUGGACGGGGCGUACCGUCGCGCGUGGGACGGCGCGGUGGCCGCGCUGGCUGUAGUUCAGCGACAUGCACUCGGCGUAUCCGGACAAGCGGUGCUGCAUUGGGAGGUGUUGUGGCCGAGAUUAUUCGCUAAUCGAGACUACGUGUACAUAAGGCGACACAAAGAAUACGAUGCAUUCAACGAACGUCUCACACCAAUCAAUGAACCUGUAGUCGCCGACUGUAAUGACACACAAGAGGAAACGAGACGGAAAGAUGUGGACAAUACGAGUGAGGGAGAAAUAGUAAAUAAUAAAGUGUACGUUAUUGUCUCCAAGUCUUGUGAACAUCCGGAUGUACCAGAAACGAGACACGCUAUCAGGGUUAUGGAAUAUUGGAGUCAUAUGGUGGUUAAAACUAUACAAGGUGCGGAUAAGCCUGGUAUGGAGUUUGUGCUGACGUACUAUGACGAGCCGGCGCGGGGGGGGAUGCCGGUGGGGGUGGCCGCGUGGGCGACUGGCCGCGCCGCACCCGGGUACCUCGCGCGUAUGCGCCGCGCAGCCAACCACUACCACGCGUGGGCAGCCAACACGCCACCGCAUCAACAGGAGAUGCCGGACUUCACACCUUUCGAUCCUGAGCUGGUAGAUGAGCAGCAGAAGAACACGAGCACACAGAUCAGUGAACAAGAUAUGGAGUCAUCAAAAGAGGGUCCUGAGAUGGAAAAUAAUGAUAACACAAGAGAUGAAAGUACACAGACAGAAGAAUUACAUGAAAAUGGUGUAGAAAUUAAAGAAAUAGUUAAAGAGAAAUGCAUAGAACAAGUUGUAAAUAACAAAGAAAUAAAGAAAGAAGUAGAAGAGAAGAAAGUAGAUGAAAAAAUGAGCAAUGUAUUAAAUGUUGAAGCGCCUGAUCAAAAAGAUACGGCAAAGGAGACAAUAGAGAUUGAGGGAGAAGAGAAUAAUGGUAGUUGGUGGAGAUAUCUCUACCCAUUUUAUUAUUUCGUAUAGUGAUGUUAAUAUUUGUUAGUUAUGAAUGUGUAGACCGACAGAGUUAUCUGACCCGGUGGGAAUAUAUGUCACAAGAUUCUUGUCAUACUGUAGCCGUCUUGUCAUAUUAUUUUUGUGUCAUUUCAUGUAGGGUUUAAAUCUUUUUUUGUCAAUUAACCACGAUGCCAUCAUCUCUCACCGGGUCAAAUAAGUUUGUUGAACUAAAUAGUUUUUUUUUUAUAUAAGUGACAGUAUAUAAGUGAAAGGUCUUUUCCGUGUUAUGCCAGGUUUAAUUUAUUCCAGUGCAGAGAUCGAAAUGCGCUGGAUUACAACCACUGU
Molecule: messenger RNA, 2046 nt
Organism: Papilio machaon (common yellow swallowtail)
Lineage: Eukaryota; Metazoa; Arthropoda; Insecta; Lepidoptera; Papilionidae
Product: stAR-related lipid transfer protein 7, mitochondrial
Exons: 9
Coding region: 196-1728 (510 amino acids)
Molecular function (GO): lipid binding
Source: RefSeq, a predicted model, not a curated record